Cinara cedri is the source of this 6152-nucleotide messenger RNA. The record is from the annotation of a GenBank genome assembly. NCBI's taxonomy places the organism in Eukaryota, Metazoa, Arthropoda, Insecta, Hemiptera, Aphididae.
CUUCGAUUAGUACAGUUCCCUGCAGAACAUGGCAUAAUUGAAUAAUUAAAUAACUGAAUAAGUAGUUUUUGAAGUUUGAUUAAACUUUAAAUUUCAGUAAUUCAAUAAUCAUUAUGGCUAUCAUAGUUAAUCAGUUUUCAUUUAUCAGUUUUGUUGCAAACAAAAUGGCAUAUUUAUAGUACCUUAUAGUAUCGCGUGAUUCAUCCAUUAGUCAUGAGCAUAGAUAACUAUGAAUCAUGACUCAUGAUAAUAAUUAAUGUUGACUUGUACUUUGUUAUGUUGGUGGUUUGUCUAUGACCAUACUGCUGGCAGCUGGCUGUACCUAUCAUUUUUAUAAUUUUAUGUCUUCGUAACUGAUAAACAUUAACAACGUAAUAUUCAUAUUUUUUAAUUUUUGCUCGUUACAUACUUAAAGUAUUAAACAAGAAGUCCUGUAAGUCUGUGAAUCGCUAUCUCGUUAAAUUACUCACCUACCUAUUGAUUACAACUCUCUUCAUUUUAUUUGAAGAACUACACUUACUCCACGGAUCACGAAAUGGCGCAAGCUCCGUUUCUCAACCCUGUAAAUAUUUUUUCAAACGUUAGACGGUAUUUCUAUUUUACAUUAAUCAUAUAACGACUAUGUUUGUUUAGGUUAUUCCGUUCGUCGGACCAAUACAAAAUGGUUUGAAACCAGGUAUGUUGAUAAACGUACAGGGAACUUCGUUUCCAACGUCGAACAGGUAAAUAUUGCAAUAAAAACCCUUUUGUAAUGAUUUGUGAGAUUAGACUUGGUAAUAUUUUAUUUAGGAUCUGUUUCAAUUUGCAAGUUGGCCCAAAUGUCGCUCCUCGAGAUUCUGUUGCACUGCACGUUGCUUUAGAUUUCACCCGUAAUCUGAUUGUCAGGAACAGUAUUCAAGGACAUAACUGGGGACUGGAGGAAACUCAUGGUCCUCCUAUAGCUCUAAUUAGAGGUCAGCCGUUCAAAUUAGAUAUAUUGUGUGAUGCGUACGAAUAUAGAGUAAGUUAGAUCAUGUUAUUGAAGUAUAAAUUGUCUAUCAAAAAUAAUGUGCUAGAUUGCAUUUAAUGGAGCCCAUUAUACGGAAAUGAAGCACAGAAUACCAUUUUCAAGUGUGUUCUAUUUAGCAAUUGAUGGAGAAGCACAAUUGCAUAGUAUCCAUAUAAAUUUUGAUGGAAGCGGACCACCACUUGGUGGUCCGACAAUGCCAUUACCUGGGCAUCCUGGUAUCCAUGCACAUUGUUAUAUGCCGUCAGCUGGUCACACACAUAUGCCUGGAGUUCCACCUGGAUCUGUUCCACCAUACAGUUCUGGAUACAAUGCCUAUCCCGGUCAAACACUUAAUUCGCCCUAUUUACAGGUAAAAUGAAAAUAUUUAAAAACAAAUUGUAUAUAUAAGUUACAUAAUUAAAUUCUUUUAAAUUCAAGUGUUAUAAUUAUCUGAAGAAUUUUAAGUUUAAAUGCAUAUUAGUUUCCUCUUACAUUUUGUGUGAUUAAUGUGUUUACUUCAAUGAAUAUUUGAAAUUUACCUAUCUCAUAAAUAUUUUGGUUGUGAUGUCAUACGCAUCUAUAAAAAUAAACAAUUUACUAGGAAUGUAAAAAUCAAAAAGCAUUAAGAGGCACCAAAUAAAAUUCAUAAAUAUGUACAAUACACUUUCAUUUAAUACAAUAAGAUAAAAUUAAUUUAUAGAAAACUAAAGGAUGUACAACAAAUUGUUGCUUUUUACAUAUCACCUUAAUGAUAUCCUUUUAAUGUUUUAUUAGGCCAUUUUUAUUGGAAAAUUAUUUAUGAUGAAAAAACUUUCAGUCAUUAAUUGUCCGUACUUAUAUUUCUAUACUGAUCCCUAGUGUUUUACACAAAAAAUUACAGGAUAAAACAAUUAAAAUAGCUUGCAAGUUAUCAUUAAUAUUCAUCACUUAUAUUAGAAAUAAUUUAAAUAUUUCCUUAUAAUUUACUUGUGAGUACUUUUAUUUCUAUGUGUCUGCCAUUUAACAAAUUAUAAUGUAUAGUAUUAUAACUUACUUAAAAUGUAUUAUAAAAAUAUAUUUAUUAUUUUAUUACCAAAAUAUAAUUUUUAUAAAUAAAAUAAAACUUUUUAUUUCAAACACAGUAAAACCUCAUUAAGAUGCUUCCGCAUAAUACAUAGAUUUUUCCCAGUCCCGGGUCCCGGGUACCUGUAGAUUUUAAUAUUAAAAAAACACCUUUAACACCUUUUUAAUAUAUAAUCUCGCAUAAUACACAGUUUUACGAUUUCCACUUCGAGAGGAUCUUAACGAGGUUUUACUGUAUUAUUAUUUUUAUACAUAUAUAAAAAAAAAAUAGUAAUACAAUUAUUAUUUUUAUUUCAGAAACAUAAAUCCACACCAAUUAAAGAUGCUCUCAAUCAAGGACUAACUAAUUAUGCAUUGACUGGACAUAUAAGCCCUGUAAGUUUUUAGAAUUAUUAUACAAUAAUACAGUAGGUAAGAUAUCUAUUAUUAUAAAUUAUGAUUUUAACACUGGAAGGAAUCCCAGCUUGAAGUAAUAAAACUUCUUUGCAUACUUCACAUUAAAUGUUUUAAUUUCCAUUUUUGCAGGAUAAUUGUAAAUUUAUCAAAUGUCCUGGAAAUGUCCUUUUUUGUUCAUAUUUUCUUUUGAAACAAGAUUAAAAUGAAUAAAACAAGAAUUUUGAUAGUGUAGUCAUAGAAUUUAUUAAAAUUAGAAUAUUACCUAGAUAAAAUUUGAGUGAAUCUAGUAAACAAUAAAGAGUCUGUGUUUAGACCACAGAUUAUGACAUGAUGCGGCCAACUCCUAUUUUAACCUGUGUAAUUUUACGGCAAAUGGUCCAACCUCUCUGUAGCCUAAACUAAUAGCCUAAUUGUUUUGAAAUUUACACGGGUUGAUUAGUAUGUUAUGUAGAUGAUACUUUUGUAAAUGUCAAGUUUAUCAGAUGAUUACAGCCUGAGUAAUAUGCAAAAAGUAAUAGUAUAGUUUUUACUCAAAACACCAUUUUUUUUAACAAUUCAACAAUGUAUAUGUUGUACACAUUGUUAUCGUCUGUUUAUGACAAAUAAAAAACAAUUUUGUUUAUUUAUUUUAUCGCUGUAUUACUAUAGUAUCGUUUUCUAGCAAUAUUCAUAAGCUAUAUUCAUAGUUACAUCAUAUAUUCAUUUACUCAAUCCGUAAAACAACAAAGAUAUUUUGCCCUUGCAAUUUUUCCCCUAAACAAAAAUAUAGAUUAAUUAUAUCCAAAAUUUUAAUUUUUCAAAAUUUCAAAAAAUUAGUGAUAUCCCAACAAACACCCUUCAUUAGUUAUGUGUAAAAACUUCGAUAAGAAAAAAAAAAACUGAAGUUGUGAUAUCAAAAAUAGGCUAAUUAAUUACUAAUUUCUUAAAUUCAUUAGCAUAGAAAUUGUAUGAAAAACGAUAAUUUAGUACAAAUAAUUUAACUUAGCUUGGUGGCUAUUCAUAGUAUGUACUUAAAUUGUGUUAUGGUAAUAUUCAUUAAUUAUAAAAUGGGGAUGUAAAUAUUCAUGUUAGCAUUGUAUUUUUAUUUAUAUUCUUAAAUAUUACUAGCUGCCAAACUAAGUUAAAUUAUUUCUAUUAAAUCAUCGCACUUCAUGAAAUACAAACAAUUUAAACAAUUUCUAUACUAAUGAACUUAAGUAAUAACUUAGCCCCUUUUUGAUAUAAUGACUUUUCUAACUUGUUUUUUUUUUCUUAGUGAGGUUUUUACAUGUAGUUACGGAAAGUUUUUGUUGAGAUAUCAUUUAUUUUUUUAUCAAAUAAUGUUUUUUUUUAGGUAAACAGACUUAAAAUAUAGAAAAUAAAAUAAAUUUAAAUUUGACCAUAAUUCUUUUAAAAAAAUUCAAAAUAGCUAUUUUGUAAAAUAGAUUUUGAGAACAUUUUUUGUGGUUGAAACUUUUGUUUAGCUAUGGUCUUUUGUUUUCUUUAAUUUUUUAAAGUUUUUGCAAAUUUCAAUCAAUAUUAUUGUGGUUUAUAAUCUAUUAUAAUAUUUAAUCAGUUGUCAGAGCACUUCAAAUAACAAUUUGUUUUAUUAAUUAAUAUUAUCAUAUAAUAAUAGCUUUAAAUAAAUAAUAGAUUAUAAUAUUCAGAUAUGGAAAUAAUUUUAGAAAACAAGGACCACAUACCUAAACAAAAGUUUCAACCACUAAAAAUUUAUAAAAUUACUAUUUUGAAUGUUUUUAACACAAUUAUAGUACAAUUUUAAUAUGUUAACUGUAGGGUAGAAGCAAACUAAUUAUUUAAAAACAUACUUUGCAUGGUAGGUAAGCCACUGUUGCAGGUGUGAAGUUGGGAAGGUAGAGGGGAAAUUUUAUGUUUAUCUGUAUGUAAUGAAUAACCAUUGCUAACAAAAAACGAUUCUGAGCUGAGUUCAGUCAUAUAUGUUUUGAAAGGCCGUAAUAUUUAUGUUUUGAAAAUAAUAAAUUUUGUACAUUUUGAUGUUUUAUCCCACUUAUUAUAUAAACCCCUGGGAAAAUUAAAAAAUUUAAUUUCUUAAAGUAACACCUGAGUCAGAUUUCCUUUAAGAAAAGGUGUUAUACUUAAAAAUUUGGGCAGCAUUGCUGGUAGAAAAGUUGUUCUCAGAAAAAAAAGACAUCAUUGUAAAACCAAUACAUACCUCGCUCCACUCAGAAUCUAAAAUGGAAAAAUGGUAUAUGCUUGGUAAUAAUUGGUACAUAAUUUCAUAAAAAUUGAGUUCUGUAGUAUUAUACAGACCAAAGCUAUAAGGGUUCAAUAUUUUUUUUUUUGGGAGGAGAAAAGGUGGAUAGAGUACUGUAGGUACUGUAGCUCAGCUUGACUUGGUGGAGACACUAUCGUGUCACCGGGUAUUACAAUUACUGUGAUCUUUUAAUAAAAGAAAUUAAUAAUAUUUUUUAAUGUUUAGCGAAAGGCUGCAAAAGCUCAAAGAAAACAAGCCAAAAAGGCAUUGAAAUAUGGUGUACCCAUAGCUGGAAUUGCUGGAGUUGGUGCAGGAGCUUAUGCUGUGCACAAAGCACAUAAGCAUAAAGAAUUUAAACACAAGAAACACGGAUCAAGUAGUAGUAGCAGUAGCAGUAGCAGUAGCAGUAGUAGCAGCAGCGAUUGAAUAUAUAUCAUGAUUUUAUUGCAUCAUACCUGUUAAGUAUUAAUAAAUAAUCAGCUGAUUGUUUAUGGUAUUUAUAAUUUGUCUGUUAAAAGCGUAAAAGGUUAUAAAUAUUGAAUGUCUUAUAAAUACUUUAUGUGAUAAUAUUGUUUUCCAUUAUUGUUAUUGUUAUAUAUUUAUGAUACAAUUCAAAAUGUGUUGCUAAACAAAUGUUAACAAAAUUAAUUUUGCAAUCUUACAUAUUUAAUAGUAACAUUUUUGUUGAUACUACUAAUUACAAUUUAAAUUAUUUUAGUCGCUUGUGUACUGUAUAUUUGUCUUUAUAUAUUUUAUAAGUGGAUGGAUGUUUUAACAUUAAUAAAAAAUGCAUUAUUAUGUAUCAAUGAAAUUCCAGUAACACACUACCUAUCCAUCCAAUUUCUUUUGAAUUUUUUACACUUGCAGAUUUUAACAAGUAAUAAAAGUUUAAUGUGAAUAAAGUUUAUUUAAAAAAAAAAUAUAUAUAUAUUUUUAAAUAAUUAGUUUUAGUUCAAAUUAAGUUGUACUACAUGGAAAAAGUUGAGAUAUUAAAUCAUCAUAUUUGAAAUUCGAAAGGUAUUUCAAUAGGACAAUAUUUUCAAAAUUAAAAUAUGUAUGUUUUAAAUAGAUUAAGAAAUUGUUUACCUCAAUAUAAAUUGGAAAUAUUUUUGAUUCGUUGAAAAAGAUAAGUAUCCUAGUUAAAUAAAUUGACUAAAAAGAAUUCUUAAAUGACAGAUGUGUUAAAUAUGAAAUUUUCCUAUUUAUUUAUUGUUAUUAUGAUUAAAUACAUUUUUUUGUUAUAAAUAUUUGUAUUACACAAUUUAUAAACAAUGUAUACAAUAAAUAAAUGAAAAUGAAAAAUAUCAUGUGUCAAUUGAUAUGAAUUUAAUAUGAAACUACUUCAACAAAAAUUAUGUUCUCGUGCACAGUCCUCUAUGUAUGUCGGUGGUUAUGAUAAAGUAGCUAGGUAUGAUAUCAAAAUCGUACUUUGGACGAGAUCGCAAACUCUGUAUUAAGUACCUACAACAUAUUAUAUAUAAGAACAAAAUA